Molecule: messenger RNA, 1347 nt
Organism: Fusarium sp. VM40
Lineage: Eukaryota; Fungi; Ascomycota; Sordariomycetes; Hypocreales; Nectriaceae
Source: the annotation of a GenBank genome assembly
AUGCCGGCCACACCUUCUAGCGUUAUUCUAACGAAACCUGCGACUCUGAUAGUAUCAGGAGAGGGUGCUUUAAAUAGUACAACGACAAUUGACUUCUCGUUAAUUUCUAAUGCACCGGAGCAUAAGAUUACUGUUUACAACGUGAUCGGGGUUGCAACAACUGAAGCAGCAGUGGCCACCACAGCGUCAGAACCAUCAGAAGCCGAGGCUGAGGCACCUAGCACAUCAACUACGGGUUCAACACUCGCAAAAUCAAGCGAAGGCGGAACUGGCGAUGAUUCAACUGACACCACGUCAACCGCUUCAUCAUCAGAGACAAGCUUAGCGGUAACUUCACCGUCGUCCUCAGAUGGAUCCUCAGGCGGAAUCUCAGGCGGUGCUGUUGCCGGAGCUGCCAUCGGCUGUCUUAUUGCUGGUCUUGCUUUGGGACUCAUAGCGGCCUUCAUCCUCUUUCGACGUCGUCGAAGAAGCAACUCUGCUUCUCCAGACUUUAUACAAGCAACACGACCAGAUCCCGAACCAAAGGGUGGGCCGCAAGUCAUUAUAGCAUCGUCAGGACAUGAUGCUGAGCUUUCCCAAUUCCUCCUCGAGGCAACUCCCGACAAGGAGAUACAGGCAGAGUUGCGUUCUUUGUCCGAGCUUAUCUACAACCACGUCGAAAACUAUUACCACGGACCUCAGGUUCAAGCCAACUCUGUCGAAGUAGCUCAGAGCCUCGUCAACAUUGGCUACUCGCCAAAGUUGUCAGGACUGCCAGCAGAAACAGUUUCCGCUGUGUGUCUUGCUCCCAAAACCUGUCAUGUUGGCCUUCGCCAUGUCAUUUCCCACAUCAUCUUUCGGAGCCUCGACUUUGGUUCCGCGAGCGGCCUGUCCAUGCUUCCUCUUCCAGUCGCGGCAAUGGCCCAGGCAAACCCCUCCGCUGAACUCGCAAACAAUCCCGCAAUCUCCCUGGCGCGCUCCAGGUGGCGAAGCCUCUCGGCGCUGCUGUUGCAUCCCAACCCCAGCGAGAGAACACCACUGCCUGUCCCAGAAGCGGAGGCUUAUGCGAAUGCGAACGCCCUGACAAAUGAGCUCAACACGUUUCUGCAGCUGUUUGUUGUGCAGGACGCCGCCAGCCAGCGCAACCAGGCGAAGCAUCUGCAGGAUGUCAUCAUUGAGUGCACCAAACUGGGCUACAUUGUUCUAUCACAGCCGAGUGACUGGGGUUUUGUUUUUAGCAACGACAGAUCGAUGGAUAAAAGCCGCAGGGUUGUUGUGUGCCCAGGUCUGGAGAAGCUGAGCCAUACCGAUGGAACGAGGUAUAGAUUGCCAAUGGAGGUGGCUGCUCCAGAGACUGCACCUCUGUGA